Molecule: messenger RNA, 1964 nt
Organism: Impatiens glandulifera
Lineage: Eukaryota; Viridiplantae; Streptophyta; Magnoliopsida; Ericales; Balsaminaceae
Exons: 5
Coding region: 145-1737 (530 amino acids)
Source: RefSeq, a predicted model, not a curated record
UCAAAACAGACAGACAGCUUUUAACAAAGAAAGGGAAAAACCACCUCUCCUUCUCUCUCUCUCCUUUUCCUCACUUUCUCCCUCUACACUUCUUCGUUCCCAAUUUCUUAACCUGUCGAAGAAGAACAGACAAACCCAACAACAAUGGACGCCGACGAGAGAUUGACGGCCUUGAAGAAGGCAUAUGCUGAUAUAAUCCUGAAUACAGCUAAAGAGGCUGCUGCUAGGAUAUUGGUUUCGGAACGAAAAGCUUUUAGGUAUCAGCAUGAACUUAAUGCUACUAAAGUUCAGGGGCUUCAGAUGCUUCUUCGGUUAAAGCAACUGUCGGAUUCUAAGGCUAGUGAAGCUGAGUUGAUGUCUUUGAAUCAGCAGAAGAAGAUAGAACUACUCGAGUCACAACUCCAGGAAGCUGAGGACAGAAUAAAGAAAUCAGAGAUAAGAUCGUUGAAUCAACAGAAAGAAGUGGAAGAGCUUGAAGCACAACUUCAUGAAGCUGAGGAUAUUGUAAAAGAUCUACGGGAUGAACUCAAAGAAUUAGAGGCUGAGCUGGAACGAGGAAAGAACCGAAAGAUACAGCAACUAAAUGAGCCUGACAAUUAUGUUCUAGACACUUCAAAAGUAAAUGGGAUAAGUGAUGAUCCUCAAUCAGCUAUAAUCUCUUCAUUGGAAUCAGCCGAACAAUUAAUCCAGUAUUUUCCAAAUGAAACUGCUGUUAAACCGAACCUUCAGCCCAAAUUGUGUACCUCCGAUAUACUCCCUCCUCCAGCAGAGCCACCACUAGAGGCAUCUUUUGCUGCUGCUGCUGACAUGAAUCCAUCUUCCAUUGUGAGAAAUGAAGGUGUUAUGAAUUCUUGUGCCGAUAAAUCUAGUCUUCCUAAUAUAAUACUGAAAUGCAAGGAUCCUGACGCAUUUAGAUACCGACGCACUCAGCGCAUCCGUGCAUUUGAGGAGAAGCUGAUGUCUGGACAGUUAGGCUAUAAUGAUCCAGUGAAUAGCAUAAAUGAAGAGCUAAUAAGCCUAAAGAAGGACAAGGAAGGUGAAGGGGUCCGUAAAACAGCUAUUCGCAAGACCAGUAACAAUGGAACUACACAGAAGAAAGGAGUAUCUUCUGUUAAGUCUACCCGUAGGAAAAGGAGAAGAGCUAAGUAUAGAAAAACUAAGACUUCCUUGUCAAUAGCUGGGAAUAAUCCCGACACUGAAGCAGAUUGCAUUGAUAAUAAUGACCUUCAGUUUGGAGAAGCUCCUAUGAAUGUGGCGGUUGCCUUAGUUUCACCUAACACUACAGAAACUGGAAAUGAUAUGGAAGUUGUCAAAGCUAUUAAUUCUGAGAAAAUAUCAAAUAGUGGUGAGGUGGCUAUUCAAGAAUUGAUUCAGCUGAAAGAAGUAAAGGGGUUAACUGACAACAGUCCACAGGUCUUGCCUUGUGACAUUGAUACAAAGGAAACCGACAUGCCAUUGAAAAAACCAUUAGAAACUUUCGGCGUUGACCAAACCUUGGCUAACAGGAUUAUUAAAUAUACAUUCCAAAGAAAGAGGAAAAAAGAUUCUAUGAGCAGCAGCUCUGAUGGGACUGCUUCUCUUGAAAUUUGCAGCAUGAAGAAAAGAGAAGUUGAGAAGCAAAACGAUCCUGUGGAGAUGCAGAUGUCUAGCAAGACAACCGAAUCCUCUGGCGACAGUAGGCUCAUAGAUCAGGUUCCUUGUCAGCAGCUUAUAACUCUUUCGGUGGCAGUAAGUUAAAUUUGGUUCAAAUCCGUCACCCUUAUGUAUAUAGUGAGGAUGUUUGUAGAACUUGAAGGAUGAGCAACACAAACACCAUUAUGACGUUUCUCUCCAUGAACUUGACCUUUGUCCACUACUAUUAUACUUUGGGUAGUAAAUUUGUAUGCAUUAAGAUAUCCUAAUUUGUGCAACUUUUUAUUACUGUGAUUUUUCGAAAUUAACUUAGUAGUAAGUAGUAUUUUUCA